AUGGGCAUAUUCACGAUGGUACAGGCCUAUGAAGACGAAUUCACAGAACUACGUUCCUGUCUUCCCACCUUCCCUUAUGAGCGCCGACUCUCGAAGAUCGACACCCUUCGACUUGCGAUAGCCUACAUGGCCCUACUCUAUGACAUCCUAAACAACAUGUCGCCGUUCGACCCAUCCGCUCUGCCUGUGGCCAUUGGUCCCCCUCGUCUUCGGAGAAAAAUGGCAGCCCACCCGGAGACUGGCCGAGACGGAGGAGAACUAGCCAAACCGUCGGAGGAUAGGCCAAGGACAGGGUUCAAGCAGACGCAGACCGAAGUGGCAGUCACCCGACUUUCCUCCAUAGGCGCA
Protopolystoma xenopodis is the source of this 348-nucleotide messenger RNA. Lineage: Eukaryota; Metazoa; Platyhelminthes; Monogenea; Polystomatidea; Polystomatidae. The record is from the annotation of a GenBank genome assembly.